AAUUGUCCUGAUCCAAACAUCGAAGCAUUCAUCAACCAUCAUCCUUUCACCUUCAUCCUCAUCACCACUUCACCAAGCAAUACAAAAUCAAUCCCAAAAUGACCAUCUCCUACCCCCCCAACGUCCAAAAACUUCAAGACCCCACCUUCACCUCCCUCCUCGACAAACUCCGCGACCGCACUCUCAACCCCUCCUCCGUCCGGUCCCUAGUCCACGAAGCCUCGUCCACAAUCGCCCAAAACACCACCCUCAAGGCCCCCAACGACGAAACCCUCGCGAUCAUCGUGGUCCUGCGUUCCGGGCUCGCCAUGUUCGAGGGCUUCAUGAAGAAUGUCCCCUCCGAGGUAAAGACCGCCGUCUACCACAUGGGCAUCUUCCGUGACGAAUCGUCGCUCCAGCCGGUCGAGUACUAUAACAAGUUGCCGCAAAAGCCAGACCAUAUUAAGCAGGCGAUUGUGCUGGAUCCGUUGAUCGCGACGGGGGGUACGGCGGGUGCGGUGGUGGAUAUUUUGAAGGAGUGGGGAAUUGAUAAGGUUACGUUCUUGUCGUUGUUGUCGACGCCGGUUGGUCUCGAUCGUGCGGCGAAUGUGUGGCCGGAGUCGACGCAGUUUGUGGUCGGCGCGGUGGAUCCGGGGUUGGAUGAUAAGGGGUAUAUUGAGCCGGGGGUGGGAGAUAUUGGUGAUAGGCUGUUUGGGACGGCUUUUUGAUUAGAUGUGUAUUUGUUAGAGUC
This is a messenger RNA of Aspergillus steynii IBT 23096, 730 nucleotides long. RefSeq names its product uracil phosphoribosyltransferase. Bases 99 to 707 code for a protein of 202 amino acids. The record is from RefSeq and is a predicted model, not a curated record. Lineage: Eukaryota; Fungi; Ascomycota; Eurotiomycetes; Eurotiales; Aspergillaceae. The transcript is spliced from 2 exons.